Messenger RNA from Gastrolobium bilobum, 1311 nucleotides. Its product is annotated as protein SHORT-ROOT-like. The record is from RefSeq and is a predicted model, not a curated record. Gene Ontology annotation, biological process: regulation of DNA-templated transcription. The transcript has a single exon. The coding region runs from base 1 to 1311 and encodes 436 amino acids. Gene Ontology annotation, molecular function: DNA-binding transcription factor activity; sequence-specific DNA binding. Lineage: Eukaryota; Viridiplantae; Streptophyta; Magnoliopsida; Fabales; Fabaceae. Gene Ontology annotation, cellular component: nucleus.
AUGGACAUUAGUCCUUACAUUUCAAAGAAAAAACACUUCAAUAUUGGUCAUAUUGAAGCAGCAGCCAUAGACAUGCACCGAGGCAACCAUCCCCAACACAGUAGUCACACGUCAACAAGCCGUUCUUCUGAUUCCAGCGAGCCAUGUGAGGAUGGAAAAUGGGCCUCAAAACUUCUGAGGGAGUGUGCUAAAGCAAUAUCAGAGAGAGACUCAAGCAAAAUCCAACAUCUUCUAUGGAUGUUAAACGAGCUCUCUUCUCCCUAUGGUGACAGUGAUCAGAAAUUAGCUUAUUACUUCUUGCAAGCUCUAUUUUGCAAGGCCACAGAAUCUGGCCUAAGAUGCUAUAAGACUCUCUCCUCAGUUGCUGAGAAAAACAACAACUUCGAUUCAGCAAGAAAGUUAAUACUCAAGUUUCAAGAGGUAAGUCCUUGGACAACUUUUGGACAUGUGGCUUCAAAUGGUGCCAUAUUAGAAGCCUUAGAAGGAGAGACUAAACUUCACAUAAUUGAUAUUAGCAACACCCUUUGCACUCAGUGGCCUACUCUUUUGGAAGCCUUGGCCACAAGAAAUGAUGAAACUCCUCACUUGAAGCUCACGGUUGUUGUUGUAACUGCCAACAUAGUAGGAUCCGUCAUGAAUGAAGUUGGACAAAGAAUGGAGAAGUUUGCAAGGCUAAUGGGUGUUCCCUUUGAAUUUAAUGUGAUUAGUGGGUUGAAUCAUCUAGGAGAGCUCACAAAAGAAGGGUUAGGAGUUCAAGAAGAUGAGGCUAUUGCUGUGAAUUGUAUUGGGGCAUUGAGAAGAGUUGAAGUUGAAGACAGAGAAGCUGUGAUUAGCAUGUUCAAAUCUCUUAGUCCAAGAGUGGUGACAGUUGUUGAGGAAGAAGCUGAUUUUUGCAGCUCAAGAGAUGACUUUGUGAAGAGUUUUGAUGAGUGUCUUAAGUUUUACACACUCUACUUUGAGACGCUAGAGGAAAGCUUUCCCCCAACAAGUAAUGAGAGAUUGAUGUUAGAAAGGGAGUGUUCAAGGAGCAUAGUUAGGGUUUUGGCUUGUAGUAGUGAUGAAUUUGAAGAUGGUGAAGGUGAUUAUUAUUGUGAGAGAAGGGAGAGAGGAAUCCAAUGGUUUGAAAGGCUUAAGAAUGCAUUCACCUCAAUUGGAUUCAGUGAUGAUGUUGUUGAUGAUGUCAAAGCAUUGCUCAAGAGGUACCGAGGAGGGUGGUCACUUGUGGUGCCUCAAGGAGAUGAUCAUCUCUCAGGAAUUUACUUGACAUGGAAGGAGGAACCAGUAGUUUGGGCAUCAGCAUGGAAACCCUAG